UAUCAGUCCUACAGCUGUUGACAAUAAUUGAUGAAAAAAUAUAGGCUUAUAUUUACGUAAACUGAAUGGAAAUAAAUAUGCAACGCAUAUAAUUUUAAUGUAUAUUACAGGAUACAAUCAAACAAAUUAAAAUUAACAAAUAUUAAUUAAGCUCAGAAACUAAAUCUAUUGUUUAAAAACUUUCUUAUUUUUUUUUGAAUAAUCAUCCUGAGAGGAAAACGCAUUUACAUAAAAUACUACAAGCCUAUUUAAUUUCAACCGAAAAAAUGAGCAAUACAGAUUUGCUGGAAAUUUGUGGUAAUGAGUUGGUACAAGUUCUGCGCACACACUCGGAGCACUUCACUUCGGGUGGCUGUGUGGUGCUGGACUGCAGACCUUUUCUCUCCUAUUCCCGGGCUCAUAUAUGUGAAUCACGGAACGUCAACUGGAACUCCAUGCUCAGGCGAAGAUCCAAAACCUCUGUGGUCAGUCUGGAGUGGCUGCUGCCGGACAGGUCGUUGCUGAGUCGGCUGCGCGCCGGAGACUUCUCAUCCGCGAUAGUCCUAGACGAGAACAGCCGAUCCAUCGGUGACUUGAAAAACGAGAGUCUGGCCAGUAUGCUACUUGCAGCACUUCAAGCUGAGAUUGAACCGGGUACCACUCAGAUCUGCUUUUUACAAGGCGGAUUCGACAGUUUUUCUGCCACAUACCCAGAGUUGUGCGUUUACGCAUCGGCCGACUGGGGAACACAGCCUUCCUUUAGGGACCCCGAACACGGCUUAUCCGGAAGGACUACUCCAUUGUACGAUCAGGAUGGUCCAGUGGAGAUUCUGCCCUUCCUGUUUUUGGGUAGUGCCCAUCACUCAUCCCGACGGGAGACCCUGACAGAGCGUGGCAUCACAGCCGUACUCAACGUGUCCUCAUCCUGCCCCAAUCUGUUUGAGGCUGAGCUCCGCUACAUGACCUUGCGUGUUGAGGACAGCUUGGCGGCGGACAUCCGAGCCCGAUUCCCGGAGGCCAUCCACUUCAUCGACUCCGUGAAGGAGAGUGGAGGGCGCGUCCUGGUGCACUGCCAGGCCGGCAUCUCGCGCUCGGCGACCAUCUGCCUGGCCUACCUGAUCCAUUCCCGCCGCGUGUGCCUCAACGAAGCCUUCGACUUUGUGAAGAAGCGACGACAAGUCAUCUCACCAAACCUCGCCUUCAUGGGACAGCUCAUGCAGUUCGAGACGGACGUUUUGUGCCACUGAGCCGGGCGAGGUGGACGAACGGACGGACGGAUGGAUGGAUGGACUACAUCUUGAAGGCUUGAGAGCAUUUAGAAAUAGGUUGGACAUCUGUGUGCCCUCUGUUCUGACCCGAGAACAGUGGAUGUUAUUGUAUUUUCUCUUUCUUUUCGUUUCUGACUCCUGGCUUAUGUCAGCAGUGACACUACCAUUUGCCUGAGCUAAAUGACUAACAGGGUUUAACACCCUCAUCUUCUAUGGAUUCAUGUGAGAACUUAAAGGGCAGUCUGGUGCUGGAGAAGGCAAAGGUGUCUGUGAACAGUCACUCUCUAGAUGCUGCACUCUCACAGUGCACUUUUAUUUCUUUUUAGUUUUUGCUUUAAUCCAUUUUUUUUCCAUGACAAGCAAUAGUGUGUGUGUGUGUGUGUGUGUGUGUGUGUAUGUGUGUGUGUGGCUGCUGGUUUGUGUACAGAGGGCUAUUCUACCAAAAUAAUCAUUACAAAACUACAGUCUUUCCAUGGAUUUAGGUGAUAAGCAGUGUUUUUUUUUUUUUUUUUUCUUUUCACGGUUUUGCACUAGAAAACAAGGGGAAAAAGCCAUAUCCCUGAAUAUAAUGGAGCAUUUCAAAAUGUUUGUGUACAUUCAACGUUGUUUCCAUUGCACUGCACUUUAUAUGUGGAAAUUCAAAACGCUGGUUGACUACUGUUAUUUUCAUAUAGAAUAAAAGGUCAUUAAUUUAUGGAAAAAAAUCUUUUCUGCUUUUUUUUUCUGCUGUAGGCCUGCUAGUCAUCAUUACUUAAAAUAUUACUCAUGUUUUUCCCCAGAGUUACUCAUGCAUAUGAACUGAUGUAGGUUACAAGCACAGGGUUAUUUUAGCUUUCAUUUCAUGUUUCAUAACACCAGCCUCAAGUGUACAAAGCACUAAUUGCAUUUAAAAUGUAGUGGGUUGACAUUAAGGCUUUAUUACUGCCUGAAUGCGUACGGUCAUUCUUUGGAAUCUGACUGAUAACAUCCACUUAGAGGAAUGAAUAUUUUUUUUGUGAUUUAAAUCAAAUUCUAUCUGCAUAUAGUAUGUAUUUACAACAAGUAGUAUUUAAUACACCUGCUCUGUUCACCAGAGUGGUAUGCAAAAUAUUAUGCCUUAUUUUAGUAAAAAAUUAAAAGACUAAAAGUAAUUAGGAA
Molecule: messenger RNA, 2384 nt
Organism: Paramormyrops kingsleyae
Lineage: Eukaryota; Metazoa; Chordata; Actinopteri; Osteoglossiformes; Mormyridae
Gene: dusp2
Product: dual specificity phosphatase 2
Biological process (GO): negative regulation of MAPK cascade; protein dephosphorylation; endoderm formation
Cellular component (GO): cytoplasm; nucleus
Molecular function (GO): MAP kinase tyrosine/serine/threonine phosphatase activity
Source: RefSeq, a predicted model, not a curated record